Molecule: messenger RNA, 2718 nt
Organism: Salmo salar (Atlantic salmon)
Lineage: Eukaryota; Metazoa; Chordata; Actinopteri; Salmoniformes; Salmonidae
Product: S-adenosylmethionine synthase
Biological process (GO): S-adenosylmethionine biosynthetic process
Molecular function (GO): ATP binding; methionine adenosyltransferase activity
Source: RefSeq, a predicted model, not a curated record
CGUGUGUGUGCGUGUGUGUGUUUUUUCUUAGCAAUAUAUAGGACCAUGUGUAGAUAGUCCAGGAGUUCUGUUGGAUAGACAGUCAAUUGGCAGCAACCCUCUCGCUCUCUCUUUUUUCUCUCUCCCUCUACCUUCUCUCUCUCAAGAGAACGAGCUGGGAUAUAAAGCUCUCACUGGAAAUUUUAUCUCAGUUUUUUUAGUGGUUCUGAGCACCUGCCUGUGUCAAAAUGAGUGACGCUCUGCUGGAUGAUGGGUCCUUCAUGUUCACUUCGGAGUCUGUUGGAGAGGGACAUCCAGACAAGAUCUGUGACCAGAUCAGUGAUGCUGUCCUGGAUGCUCACCUGAAGCAGGACCCAAAUGCCAAGGUCGCCUGUGAGACGGUUUGUAAGACUGGCAUGGUGCUGCUGUGUGGAGAGAUCACGUCCCGGGCCAACGUAGACUACCAGAAGGUUGUCAGAGACACCAUACAACACAUCGGUUAUGACAACUCAGACAAAGGUUUUGACUAUAAGACGUGUAAUGUGUUGGUGGCUCUGGAGCAGCAGAGUCCAGACAUCGCUCAGGGUGUCCACAUCGACAGGAAAGAGGAAGAUAUGGGAGCUGGAGACCAGGGUCUGAUGUUUGGCUACGCUACUGACGAGACAGAGGAGUGCAUGCCUCUCACCAUCGUCCUGGCUCACAAACUCAAUUCCAAGAUGGCCGAACUCAGACGCAACGGAACCAUCCCCUGGCUCCGCCCCGACUCUAAAACACAAGUGACAGUACACUAUGAGCAGGAGCACGGGGCAGUGAUCCCUAUAAGGGUCCACACCGUGGUCAUCUCUGUUCAACACGAUGACUUCAUUGGCCUGGAGGAACAGAAGGAGGUGCUCAAGGAGAAGGUGAUCAAGGUAGUGGUUCCAGCUAAGUACCUGGAUGAUAAGACCAUCUACCAUCUUCAGCCCAGUGGACGCUUCGUCAUCGGAGGACCCCAGGGUGAUGCUGGAGUGACGGGUAGGAAGAUCAUCGUUGAUACGUACGGAGGCUGGGGGGCCCAUGGUGGGGGAGCUUUCUCUGGUAAAGAUUUCUCCAAGGUGGAUCGCUCGGCUGCCUAUGCUGCCCGCUGGGUGGCCAAGUCCCUGGUCAAGGCCAAACUGUGCAGGAGGGUGCUGGUUCAGGUAUCCUACGCUAUCGGAGUGGCUCACCCUCUGUCCAUCUCCGUGUUCACCUACGGCUCGUCACAAAAGUCAGAGAGAGAGCUGCUGAAGAUCGUAAACAAGAACUUUGACCUACGACCUGGUGUCAUUGUCCGGGAACUGAACCUGAAGAGGCCAAUCUACCAGAAGACAGCGUGCUACGGCCACUUUGGCCGGAGUGAGUUUACCUGGGAAGUCCCCAAGGAGCUCAACUACUAAACAUCUCCCCCUGGUGGUCAAGUAUAUAACAAGCUCUUAAACACCCCCGUGGUCAAAUAUAUAACAAGCGCUUAAACAUCAAACCCCUGGUGGUCAAGUAUAUAACGAUCCCUCCCAGAGAUAGAAAAUAGGCCCCCUCUACAGGCUACAACCACAAAUGGUUCUGCUUUUUCAUUGGCUAGUGUUGGGGUUAAGGUUUAGGAUUAGGGUGAAAGGAUGUUUUUGGUUAGUGCUAAACAAUAAUUUAUGUGAUUGUAGCCCAUAGAGGGGAUUUGUUUGUUUAUACUUCUUAUCUUGAAUGAGAGGGGUGCAAUUUAUAGAGGGAAUCUCUAUUCUCCCUCCCUCCCUCUGCUCCAUCUCUAUUUCUAUCACAUCAAAACAUUUCAGUCAACAGAGAGGAAGAACUCACUGUGAUUUUAAUCAGACAAUCCACACAUUUUCAUUCAGAUAAAAGGUGUCCUUUGUAUUGUGUCUCACUUAUGUGCCUUAGUAUCAAAACAAUGACAUGUUAGAAGUAUUACAUGUGCAGAAGUAUUUGUUCACACUCAGUCUGGACAAAUAGUGAUUCCAUUGUCACUUCUGCUAUUAAACAAAGAAACAAAUGAAAUGAAUAAAUAAAGUUAAACAUUGAAAAUAUAUAUAUAUAUAUUUUUUUUUUUCAAUGUUUAACUUUAUUUAUUCAUAUAUAUAUAUAUAAAGCAGAACGUUUAGCCUCAAAACUGUGAAUUAGUGAUGUGCGGUUGGACUCAUAACCAGCAGUCGGGUUUAGGGGCAUGAAAUACAGUAAGUAUUGUGUGGAUGAAGGGCGGGUGAGUGGCGGGCAGGUUGAAUAAAGAGAAAACAGUGCAUUAAAAACCCAUAAAUAUAUAAUUCUUCUGCAAUUCAUAUCUAUGGGCUAUUUUUAUCUGGCGUUAGUGCGUAGCCUGAGCCCUAACUGUAGUGUGCCAAAUACAUGCAAAUUCUCAAAUGCUUUUGGGAAUUUGGACAGAAAAAGACUUAACACACUGAGGCAAAAAAGGACAAUGUCGGAGUUUAAUUCAAUAAGAGAAAAGCUGAGUAAUGGAGUGUUGAAAAUAAAUAAAAUGGAAGGCCAGGGAAAGAUUUGGUAACGUGGUAACAGUGCCAUGUGUGACGAUUGUGAGGCGCUAUACAAAUUCGAUAGUGACAAGACCCGGACUUCAAAGUACACGUCAAGGGAACUGUUCGGUUCAGAUGGGUUAAAUGGAAAAGUGACCUAACUGUAGGUCUACAACACUUCACAUAACCUGAUAUAAUAUUAACUCCUGCAAAAUUAAAAAUUUGUUGCAGUAAAUUUUACACCAAA